Messenger RNA from Thyridium curvatum, 1074 nucleotides. RefSeq lists its product as uncharacterized. Gene Ontology annotation, molecular function: RNA polymerase II cis-regulatory region sequence-specific DNA binding; transcription coregulator activity. Gene Ontology annotation, biological process: regulation of transcription by RNA polymerase II. The record is from RefSeq and is a predicted model, not a curated record. The coding region runs from base 1 to 1074 and encodes 357 amino acids. NCBI's taxonomy places the organism in Eukaryota, Fungi, Ascomycota, Sordariomycetes, Thyridiales, Thyridiaceae. The transcript has 2 exons. Gene Ontology annotation, cellular component: mediator complex; core mediator complex.
AUGAUGAAAGGUGUGGGAGGCCCCACUCCUGGGGCUGCCCCGUCCCGCCAUCAUCUUGGAGCCCCAAAAAGCAUAGAUCAACCACAACCACUCUUUGUCUUCAGCGUUCAUCACCCAAACGACGCAGCUUCUCGACCGAGUCGCCGUGGUUCUGUACAGCUCACCAUCAUGGCGUCUCUGAACCUCACUCAGGAUGAGCUCAAGGCGCUCGAGUCGACGCGAGGUCGUCUGUCUCAGCUGUCCAAUAGCAUUGCCAGCUUGAAGAACGACAUCCUGCAUAGCCAUCCGCUCCCUAACCCUUCAUCGCUGCAAGCAUCUGCCUACAUCCUCCAGCAGAACAUGGCCUCCCUCCUCGAGGUGUACUCGCAGCACGCGGACCUCUUCCAGCGCGUCGCCGUGCACCCGUCGACCAACUACCCGGGCCGCACGCAGGAGGGCAUCCUCAUGCAGCUGCUGCGUAAGAAGCUCGAGCCCGACGUCGAGGACUCGGUCGACGGGGCGCGCUCGGCGGCCCUCGCGGCGGGCAUCGGGCCCGAGAGCUUCGCGGGGCGGUCCGGCGGCAAGCAAGGGGCCGCCGGCGGGAAUCACAACUACGACAGCGACGAGGACGACGAGGACGAGGACGAGGACGAGGAGGACAGCGAGGACGACGAGAACGCGCCGAGGGAGCCGGCGGGGCUGGGCGAGGUGUGGGCCAGCGCGCGCGAGGUGUGCGUCGAGCGGGUGACGCAGUACGUCACGGAGGAGGGCAACGACGUCUACACCAAGGAGGAGCGGGAGCGGGGCGUCGAGAACGUGCGGACGGGCCUGCGGCGGAACCUGGACGAGGAGAGCGAGGACGAGGACGACGAUGACGACGAGGACGAGGAUGAGGAGAUGGCGGACGCCGGAGCGGCUGGGAUCGCACCGGGUGGCGCACCGCAGCAGCAGCAGGGCCCCGAGGCCGCCGCCAAGAUGGUACCGCCGCAGCCGGAGCUGAUGAUGUGGUUCGCGGCCAGGGGUGAUACGAACAUACCGCCUUAUAUCGAGGUCGAGGCGAGGAAGGAGCAGGGGCCUAAACCGGGGCUGCGUUGA